Chaetomium strumarium is the source of this 1605-nucleotide messenger RNA. RefSeq lists its product as uncharacterized. The transcript has a single exon. The coding region runs from base 343 to 1278 and encodes 311 amino acids. Gene Ontology annotation, cellular component: nucleus. Lineage: Eukaryota; Fungi; Ascomycota; Sordariomycetes; Sordariales; Chaetomiaceae. The record is from RefSeq and is a predicted model, not a curated record.
CAGUGGGAGGACUACGAUCAGGCCUCUCUUCGUGGUUGCUUGGUUCUUACACUAUGUUGCUUCGCUCACGCUGUGUCACCUCUCGCCGGACCUAUCGGACUUAACCGGGGUGAGGUACUUGGUACUUUGUGCAUCCAGACCUUUUCGCCCGUUAGGGCCGGGUUGAACAAAGACAAGGCCACCAGUAUAGACACUGAACGAAUAUCAUAACUACUACCAGCUUCGGGGCCCGCUGCGCACUUUCGUUCCCUCAGAUCUGCUCCUUUGAAGACAACAAGUCAACAACUUUCACAUCACCCCUUAACUUCUCCGUCACCUCCACUCUCCGUUAUCAGUGACAGCAUGAGCCAACUACUUGUGAUCUUCGGUGCCACUGGCCAGCAAGGCGGAUCGCUCGCCAACUUUGUGCUGUCCGACCCGGCACUGUCGGCACGUUACAGAAUUCGCGGUAUCGCAAGAGAUGUUUCCAAGCCAGCAGCUGAGGCCCUCCGUGCCAGAGGCGCUGAGAUCGUCAGCGCUGACUUGGAGGACCCGGAAUCGCUGAAGACUGCACUGGCCGAGGCUGACACCAUCUUCAUCACCACCCGGACCAUUUAUGACGAGCAAACCAAGGAGCGCGAGGUGCGCCAGGGCAAGAACGCGGCCGACGCGGCUGUGGCGGUCGGCGCCAAGUACGUCAUCUACAGCACCGAGGUGCACUGCGAGGUUGUCACCAAGGGGAAGUACCGCGUGGCAGCCUACGACUCCCGAGGCGAGGUGGAGGCCUACAUCCGCACCCUGCCGAUCAAGAGCGCCUUCUACGCACCGGGCUCUUUCAUGCAGAAUCUCGUUACCGGCAUGGCACCCCGACCCGUCGGAGAAGAUCAGCCCGGCGUUUACGCCAUCGCCAACAUCACCCCCGGCGACGCCCCGUUUCCCUGGAUCGACGUCGCCGCCGACACGGGGAAGUUCGUGGGCGUCAUCCUGGCGGACCCGGACAAGUUCAACGGCAAGACGCUGUAUGCAGCGAGCGAGUUCCGCUCGUACGAUGAGGUCGCCGAGAGGAUUUCGGCACUCACGGGCAAGACGGUCAAGUAUGUCGUCAUGCCCGAGGAGAAGUUCCGUUCAUUUCUGCCGGUGCACGCGCAGGAACCGAUCGUCAACAUGUUCAAGUUUUGCGCUGAGUAUGGAUACUAUGGACCUGGCGGGGAGAGGCUGGUCGAGGAGACAACUGCUGUGAUCCCGCACAGGCUGACUACUCUGGACGAGUAUAUCAAGGCGAAUAUCAAGCUUGCGUGAGGCAGUGUGGCAGCAUCUUAGCUGGGGUCUAAUGGCAGGAGAAGAAUGAUAGUUUCUUUCCCAGAGUCUGUGUGAUUGGAUUGACUGCCCGUUGUGGUGCAAUCCUCUUCGUAAUAGUGGCACUGCACUGAUGUGUUUAGCACCCUACGAAAGUCGGAGUGUCCGACUCAAUCAAAGGUGACAAGCAGCCUGUAAAGAGCAGGAUCGUAAGAGUCCAUAGCCUACCUGAGAGAUGCUAGACGAGCCAGGGGUACUGGUUGACGUCGAUAUACCUUUCAAGUCGGAACACCAUGGCAAGACAAGACAUUGCAACAGCAAAGCGGAAGA